AUUCACCAUGCCAAGCAAAGGCGUUCAGGUCUAUUCCUAUAUCUCAGUCCCUGGCUACUCUAUCGAGUUUACCGUUCCGGCGCAAGCCGUUACGCACACUAUUGACAACAACUUCUCGAGUACACAUCUCGAGGUUGAGUCUCACAACAUCCCAGGCCACCUCAAUUUUACAGGCCGUUUCGAGUGGAAAGUCGUACGCGAUGGCGAAGUUGUCGGAAGCGCCUACAAUGACAUCAAUACGUUCACGGGUAACCUAGAAGGCGGCACAAUGAUGUCAACCCAACACUUCUCACCCAUUGUGACGGACGACGUAAUCAUCACCUACUGCUUCUACGACGCCGGCCACGGCCACAUCGGCCUCCCAAACCGUGAUCAAUGCUAUGUCACUGUCUGCUCAACAGCAAACAGAUACUGGAUGGGCACCUUCGCCCCCCCAGGCUCGCCACAGGCCCAGAAGCCCUUCACCCGCUUCGUCCUCGCUGCGCCCCACGACAACGGCAUGAACAGCAUGACCACCUGCGACGCCAUCUUCUCCUCGGCCAACAUGGACCUGAUCAGCGAACUCCGCCAAAUCAUCCCCCAAGUCGAAUGGCUCUCGCACAUCUCGGACGCCUUCAUCCUCGAGCACCUCCCCGAAAUCGUCUACGGCACCGCCAUCACGCAAAAGAAGGAAAUAUCCGUCAUGCUCGCCCUGGGCGCGCGCUACUUCGAAUUCCGCCCCGCGCAACUCCUCCCCACCUUCCAGCGCCUAUCCAAACUGCCCAACAAGUUCUACUUCCAGCACGCCUGCAUCCCCGGCAUCGCCUUCGACGACUUCCUCGCGCAGCAGGUCGCCUUCCUCGACGCCAACCCCACCGAGAUCGUGACGCUGCACCUGCGCUACGACAACAUUGUCAAGCAGUGCCGACGGCCCACGACCCAAGAAAUCGCUGACCUGCUGAAUGAAGCGUGCAGCAGGGCGCAGAACGCGCCCCUGACCUGGGGCGACCGCACCCUCUUCGCCCUCCCCAUCGACGCGCUCCGCGCCGCCGGCACGCGCCUCAUCGUCGUCACCGAGGCCGAAAAGUACGACUCGUGGACCGCGAAGGCCUACGCGACGCUCGUGCCGGACCCGAUCCUCGCGCGGUUCGAGGGCAUGACGACGGAAGGACAGGAGAGCACCGAUCUGACGAUUCUGCAGUGCCAGGCGACGAGCCAGAGCAUCAAGGAGGUGAUGGUGUACAGUGUGUUGUCGGCGAAUGCGGCGACGAGUUGUCUGACGAGUACGAAGGCGAGUAAUGAUAUGGUGCUCCUGCCGUGGAUUAGGCAGAAUGUGGUGGAUAGGUUGCGGGCGGAGCGGACAGUGGUAGUGAUGAAUGAUUUUAUUGAUGGCGCGACGUGUGAUACGACGAUUUUGCUUAGUCAGAGGAGGUUGGAGAUGGAGUAGGGGGC
Mytilinidion resinicola is the source of this 1431-nucleotide messenger RNA. Its product is annotated as PLC-like phosphodiesterase. NCBI's taxonomy places the organism in Eukaryota, Fungi, Ascomycota, Dothideomycetes, Mytilinidiales, Mytilinidiaceae. The coding region runs from base 8 to 1426 and encodes 472 amino acids. Gene Ontology annotation, biological process: lipid metabolic process. Gene Ontology annotation, molecular function: phosphoric diester hydrolase activity. The record is from RefSeq and is a predicted model, not a curated record. The transcript has 3 exons.